CGCAUCAAUAGAUCUUCUAAUGUACAUCCAGUCGGCCAGCAGCUUCGCGACUGAUGGGACUUUUACCUCGCUCGUUUCUUUCAUAUUUCGCCACCCGGACAUGAGGAGAAUGGAGAGACGGACUAUGCAGUAUGAGGAAUGUCACAUGUGACUGCCGAUAUGGGACAGGGGACUAUUCAAAUGUCAGAUGACCCUUCCCUGCAAUUCACAUGUAUGUUAAUAUUACUACAGUUACAUAACAGUUAUUGUCCUUGAAAAUCGAUCGCAAAGGAAGUGACACUGGAUUCAUGGAGUCACUUGAAACUACUGCAGGGGUAAAAAGCUCCACUGAGGGUCAGGACAGAAAUGCUGCACAGAAAAAAUGCACAUCGGAGGUUGCACAGAGUAGGCGGAGACCACCAGUCGAAUUGGAAGCCAAAGGGUGGCACCAACAACUAGAAGAAGCUCAGAGCAAAGAUACAUGUGGUUUCAAAGAAAUGUCUGACUCAGGGAAAUCGCUGCAAUUAGAAGAUCAGCACCCUCAAGCCCAGUCCACAAGCCAUCCAGACUAUGAGGUAUCUUCAUACCCACUACAGUCCACAAAGCAGUUUUCUAGUGGCAGACAGAAAGCUUCUACACAGUCCCCAGCACUCACAUCUCACAGGAAGUCCCCCAGCUCACCUGAAGUCCAACAACAAUGUUCAAAUUCAGGGAUGGAUCCACUUACAGAAACGGUGUGCAAGGUGGAACAGAAACCACAAAAGCCUGGGAAGUAUGUUUGCGAUUACUGCGGAAGGGCAUGUGCCAAACCCAGCGUGCUUAAGAAACAUAUUCGCUCGCACACAGGGGAACGACCCUACCCAUGUGUUCCCUGUGGGUUCUCCUUCAAAACCAAGAGUAAUUUGUACAAACACAGAAAGUCUCAUGCUCACUCAGUCAAAGCUGGAACGGUGCCAUUCUCAGAACUCGGUUCGUACAAUGCCAAUACAGACCAAGGGUCUUUUGAAGGGGAAGGAGAGCUGUUCUCUGAUGCUGAGCAAAGCACAGACACGGACGAGGACACUCUUAAUGACCCGCUGCUGCUGCUGGACUCUCCAAUGGAGGGAUCAGAUAACACUGCUGUAAAAGUACUAAAUCUCAUUGCUCAGAAAAAGGGAGCCACGUCAAUGUCAGCUCAGGAUGGUUCAUCCCAACCCCAAGAAAUCAAUGCACCUUCUGCUGCUGCCGAGGCUAGUCGUGCAAUUCAAUCUUGCACAAUCAAACAGAGGCUGGCACUCCGGCUGUCUGAAAAAAGAAGCAGUGACUCUGACCACAAUCUGUCCCUCCCAAGUCAGUCUAGCAAGGGCAGCACGGACUCCGGGUACUUCUCUCGCUCUGAGAGUGCUGAGCACCAGACCGGCCCUCCGAACACUAACGCAAAGUCCUACCAAGAAAUUAUGUUUGGAAAGUGUUAUCGGCCAAGCCCUAAGCAGGCAACAGCUUUUGCGGCUUGUAGCACAGACACGAGUGAAUAUACCGGCAAACGCUCAGAGAAAGGCGUCUCCCGUGUUUUCACCCAAGAAAAAGACACAGUUGAAUCAAUCAAAAUAAACACAAAAUCGUUCACAAGGGAAGAGGUAAAAGAACCCCUAUUAGAUGCUGGCUCUGAUGUGGGGCCUCUGAUCAGAAGCAACUCAAUGCCAACAUCCUCAGCAGUCUGUCUGACUAUGCCUCAAGCACUCAGAGGCAGUCACUCGUUUGAUGAGAGAACAAGCACCGGCGGCAUGAGGAGACUCAGGCGGCAAGCCGCUUUCGAACUAUCCGCGCAAGAUGGCCAUACUGACACUGACAGUCACGGAAAGAUUAGUGAGAGUGGCAUUUCACCCUCAGGACUGGAAAUGGAAAACUACCCUUCUGUGGUGCCUAGUAUGAGCCAUCAGAGGCAUGCGAUGGAACUGGCAACGCGCAAGCGUCGGAAGGAAAAAAGGGAAGAGGAGGAUUUGUCGGGUCAAUAUGAAGGCCAUCAUGAACCGUGUGAGGAGAUGUUUGAUUCAAGCAAGGACUAUGAUGUAAAACAAGGCGCACUGGGCAUUAUGGCUUUACGGAAAGGCCAUUCACAGAUGGACAGGUGUGACAUGGACAUAUCGGUGUGCCCUGAAGUGUCUGCUCGAAAAAACUUAGGGAAUGUAAUAUCAGUUAUCCAGCACACAAACUCAAUAAACAGGCCUUACUCUGAACAUUCAGAAUCUUACAAAUAUCAAGCUAUGGAGGCCUCUGAAUCAUAUGAGAUGGAGCGAAGUGACAGUAGAUUAAGGGAGUCGGUUCAAUUGGGGCCCAAGCUCGUGCGGCAGUCUAACAUACAAGUCCCAGAAAUUAGAGUCACAGUAGAGCCUGACAGUCCAGAAAAAGCUCCUGAGGUGCAGGUGAAGGAGCCAGAGAAGCACGUGGAGGAGUUUCAGUGGCCUCAAAGGAGUGAAACUUUAGCACAAUUCCCUCCAGAAAAACUCCCUCCAAAGAAAAAAAGGCUACGCUUAGCUGAUAUUGAGCACUCCUCUGGUGAAUCUAGCUUUGAGUCCGCCUGCACUAGCCUGUCCCGCAGCCCCAGUCAAGACAGCAACUUAUCUUACAGCUCCACCUUAUCGUUUGACAGGGAAGAGAGCUUGAAGUCGGUCUCUCCAGCCAGGCAGGAUGAAUUUGGCAAACCAUUAGAGUUGUUAGCUGUGCCAGGGAGUGGGCACUCCCUCUCAGUGCUCAACCAGCGUCAACAACAUGAAAUGAGACGCUCCUCCUCAGAGCAGGCGCCGUGUAACUUGCGCAAAGAGUUCCCAGAGGUGCGCAGCAUAUCAUUUGACUAUGGCAGUCUUUCUCCAACAUCCAAAGUUAGACACGUGGACAUAAACUCUGUGAAGGAGAGAAGAAGGGGAAACUUAGUGCGGCAGGAGUCACUGAAUAUGGAUAGUGAAGUAACACAAGUCCCAUCACAAGUGUUUCCACAGUAUCUCAGCAGCAUCUCCCCUUCAUUCACUGCCGCCACUAUCCUGCCGCAGACUUUGCCAAUAUUCUCAGCUGGGAGUACAUUUCCUCAGCUUGCACAUCCGAGCCUGAUGGUUCCCGUAAGAAUUCAGACUCAUGUUCCAUCCUACGGUAGUAUCACAUACACCUCAGUGUCGCAGAUUUUUGACAAUCACUAUGACAGUGUUAGCUCCACUACGUCCACCCUUCAGAGUCAGAGUUCAAGAAUUUCUGGGAAUCUUGAUUCUCAUAACAUAUCGGCUCAUACAAAACCACCUACAACACACACCCUCAAUGUUGAGGCCCUUGAUUUGUCCUCAGCUAAGCUCAAGACAGGCAUCCCUCUCUCUCUGACCUCCAGAACUAUCUCAACCACUAAUGCCUCCAGUGGUGGCGCAAACAAACGGAUGCUAUCCCCUGCCAGCAGCCUGGACCUAUUCAUGGAGGUCAAGCAGCAAAAGCGUGUGAAAGAGGAGAGGAUGUUUGGGCAGAUUGUAGAGGAACUGAGUGCGGUGGAGUUGGGAAAAUGUAAUUUGAGUGAAGAGAAGGGGCACAGGUCAGGGAUGCAGGGUGCACCAACACCUCAUGCUCAGAAUGACUCACGCAGGAGUAAAUUUAUCACACUUCAGCAAAAAGAGGCCGAGGCCACGGACCACGGCGCAGAGUCAGUAAUGGAAAGCAGCUCCCUGGAUGCAAGCUCGCCUCCUUACGCCAUGAUAUCAGUCAGUGAAGUGAAAGAAGCUGGCACGGAGAAACGAGUGCAGAUGGAUAUAGUGGCACAGCUGGUAACCAGUCAAGACAUCCUGAUGUCAGACUCUGAGCAUUCAGGACUGUUAUCUCAGUUUCCAAGUCUUCGCACGACGACAGGUGUGAGCUGGUGUUAUCUCAAUUACACCACACCGAGCUGCUCUCACAGCACCGCCCCUUUUUCAUCUGUGUACGCCACCUGGCGUGUGAGUUCCCAUAACCCGAACCCUCUUGAAGUGAGCACCAGCGCUGCUCUGGCUUUGCUGCAGUCCAGACAGAGGGGAGACAAGGUUAUAUACACCAUGGCUGCCAUGUGCCAGCCUGGUACAGGGAAACUGGUCUCAUCACUCAUCCUGUGGAGGCAGACCAUGGAACAGCUGCAGAGGAAACCGGAGCCCAAAGAGGUGGACGUCACCUACGGGAAGAAGGUGAAAGACAUCAGCUGCAGAGUGAAAACUGCCAAGGAAGAGUGGAAAGAGAGGGAGGCUGCCACAACCCAGACUGUGCCAACACGAAUAAAGAUCUUUGAAGGAGGGUACAAAUCCAAUGAAGACUAUGUAUAUGUUAGAGGUCGAGGCCGGGGUAAAUACAUAUGUGAGGAGUGUGGUAUUCGCUGUAAGAAGCCAAGCAUGCUGAAAAAACAUAUCAGGACCCAUACGGAUGUGCGGCCGUAUAUCUGCAGGGUUUGCAACUUUGCUUUUAAAACUAAAGGAAACCUAACUAAACACAUGAAGUCAAAAGCGCACAUGAAGAAGUGUCUUGAACUGGGAGUGUCAGUGACGAUGGAUGAGACAGAGAUACAGGAACAUGUGGACGACAUGCAACAAAAGUCCAAGACAGAGGUGGCUGCGACGACCAAACAUCAGUUCUCAGACGCCGAGGACUCCGACGGCAUGGAUGAAGAAGCUGAUGAAAUCGAUGAAGAUGACGAUGAGGACGAUGAAUACGAGGGUGAUUCCACUCCGAAGUUACAUUCAAGAAGCACGAGUCCUCAGCCAUGUGGAGUUACCUCUCUGUCAGUUACAGCCACUGCUGCCAUCCACGGCUGCUCCCUCGCAUCUCUGCCCGGAGUCGAUGUCAAUCAGCAACCCUCCGGCAGACGUACGAGCUUGGAUCAUCGUCCUGUUCUUGCAAACGACCAGAGAGAGAAAUCCGUGGAUGAAGACUCUCUGACCAUGCUGUCUCCAGAUCACAGCAGCUUCCUUUUUGACCCUUAUUCAUCUUGUCUACUCUCUCCUGGCUGGGAGUCUCCCAUCAGGGAGCCGUCCCCUUCACGUCUACGUUACCCGUCCCCAAGGAGGGAGCUUUCGCCACGUGGUCGCUCCUCACCUAGAUGGGAUACCUCUCCACUGAGGCCUGGUUCACCUAGCUUCACACCCAUCCAGCAUCCCUCCCCGGUCUCAAUUGAACGGCCCAUGUCUCCCGGCAUAGAGCUUGCUGGAAAGCGGGAAUCCUCAGUCAGAGGCAGGCAGAGGGUUGUGUUAAGAGCCGUUUCACCACGCAGAGGUUCACACCAACAUAAAGGCAGCGGUGACAAAACCAGACACCAAGCAAAGAUGGAGAUGGCUCAGCACCAAGGAGCCUUUGAAAUGGAGAUGGAUCAAAGGAGCAGCUUGGCUUCCAGUCUGCCUGGUGCUGCCAGUUCUCAUCAUCAGAACAUCCUCAGCCACCUCCCUCUUCACUCCCAGCAGCAGGCCCACAGUUUGCUCCCCGUUGUUCCUGUUGGCGGGCUCCAGAUAUUACACUCCCCGCCUUCCUCCAGCACUGAUGUCAGCCCCUCUGUGGCGCCAAGCCCCCAAAGCAGCGAAGGCCAAUGUUGCAGCAGCAGGGAGGGAUCUGUCCUCAGUCCUGAGACAGAAGGAGAGGACAUCAGAGGCCACGGCCAGCUGUCCUGCCACGAGGCCGCUCAGGAGAAAAGCCUCGACCCUGAAGUUGGAGACAGCAGACAAGAGGAGAAUGUACAGACCUGCUUGAAAGCCAUCGCCUCGCUAAAGAUUACCACAGAAGACCCUCAUUAGAACCGCCAUUGUCUGUUUUCUCGGGUUGAUCAAGGAAAAGACACCUCCUUGCUACACCUGCGACCUUGUCACCUUCUGCCCUUUAGGCACAUGACCUCAUCUUUAUCCCAUUAGAGGCAAUAUAGUAACACUUCCUCUGGUCUUGCACAUACCCGAGACAUCUUCUUAAUUGGAUAAUAUGAGUGGAGGUCAUAUCUUUUCAGUGGAGAAGAAAGCCACCGCAUCUGAUGAGCUCUACUCUUCAGAUGCUUUUUUGAAAACUUGGACGAGCAGCAGCGUGUUUUGCAAGGUGGAGAAUCAUUAAUGGGUUCAGGUGCAAUAUGGAAAGAUAUUCUGCUAAUAUGCCUUUGUCUGACAUAGUAGUUUGCGUACAAUUGCACAUAAAUUAUAUUUAUGAAUUCUGUACAAAUGUCCUUAACAUAUACUCCUUCUUAGAUACAUACAAACAGUGUAUUUUACUGUGUGUACUUUGAAAAUAGACUGUUGUUUAUGUAAUCAUAUCAAGGUGUGAUGCAGUAGUGCAGUAAAUAAAGACUAUUUAUAAGGGGAAAAGUAUGUGUAUUAUGAAACAGUCUGACCAAAUUUUAAGUAGAUGCUUCUUGUGCAGUUUGGUGCUUCUGAUCAAGCAGCGAGGGUCUGUGCCUUUAUUUUGCGUUUCUUCAUUUCUUUAUCAGAGCGAGAACUACGGAAAGCGGUCGAGGUACUCUUUAUUUUGCUCAGAGGACAGCUUUUUCUUUCUUGCCCCGUCGGCUCUGUUGACAGACGGACGCAGCUUUAUUUAUGUGAAACAAGCUUAAAAGAAACAAAAAAAAGUUUCCUAUGUUGCAAAUUUUCUUAAUGUUGUGGUUUUUAUCUUGGUAAAAAUGCAUGGGAUUUGCUAUUGCACAACAAUAGAGGAGGUAAUUAUGUAAUUAUGAAUACUGUAAGAUGUAUUUAUAUAUUAGAACGUAAGCACUUAUUGAUACUGGUAAAUAUUUGACUACUAUUUAUAUGGUAUAUCUGUACUUAUGCAGCAGUGAUGCAGUUAUGCAGUGAGCUACGCUGGCAUUGCUUUUGAUCUCAUGUCGUCUACAGUUUUUUUUCUUGCUUAUACAGAUGACCAUGAGCAUUUUAUGAGUUUUCAAGAUGCACUUUCAUCCUUUUACCUUUGAUGUUUUAACUGACUCGGUCAGUGGAGGAAAUGGGGGAGUAAAACACAGUUUGUUCUCUUGUGAUUUUUGACACAUUCCAGUUGUUUUUUUCUUUUCUCAUUGUGUAAAACACGUUGCACACGAAUCCAAGGGGCUACAAUGAUCAGUCAAUAGUACAUUUUCUUGCAUUUCAAGUGUAACUGGAUGAAUCAAUAUAAGUAAUGACGUUAAAAGCAUGACUAUUACUGUGCUUCAGCUCACAAUGUAAGUAAUCAUUCACCAAAUGCAUUACUUCUUCUCUGUAUAUAUAUAUAUGUGUAUUUUUAUGAUUUAAACUAUUUUUGCAGUGUUGAAUUCUGAAAACUUUUUAUGUGGAUUGUUUAUAUCUCUUUAAGAGGUAAAAUGUCUGCAGCUGAUGUAAUGGCAGAGAUUUAAUGAGGCUGAUUGCUAACACAGCGUGUCUCAUCUUUUUAAAAAAAAUGUACUCACAUCUUUAAGUGAUUAUCCGUUUUUGAGAUUUCAAAAUUUAAAAACACAACAACACUUUGUUCACUCAUGUUUACAUAAAAGAUUUAUAGGUGCACUGCUUUAAUUUUGUGUUUUCCUUUCUGAAGGUGUAUGUAGCUUUGAUUUCAUGGUUGUGUAUUUUCAUUUGUUGUGCAGAUAGCUCAUAAAAUGUGAAGGGAAAGUGAAGCCUUUUAUUUGCUUUUGCAUACAUUAUGUAUUCAGAUUGUGUUUGUGUUUUUUUAAAAUUGUGUAUUCAUAUAUACUGAACUGCAUUGUGCCUCUCAUGUCUAUGGAAAUCCUGUAAAACACACAGAGGACAAAUCAUUUUACCUCUAAGCUAAGAUUUUUUCGAGGGGGGAAAAAACAACCUCAGUAGCCAAUCUGUUGUUUAGCUAUUUGCAUCAAAUCUGGCUAGUCAGGACGGAGUGCCUCUUUUAUGCUAUGAGGAAUUUAUUGUUUGGUGCUCUACUUUUUCAGAUUAAAUUCAAAAUUGUUUUAAAAGAAUAUAAUUCUAACCCAAAAAUGUGUG
Messenger RNA from Pelmatolapia mariae (spotted tilapia), 7901 nucleotides. RefSeq names its product HIVEP zinc finger 2b (gene hivep2b). Gene Ontology annotation, biological process: regulation of transcription by RNA polymerase II. Gene Ontology annotation, cellular component: nucleus. Gene Ontology annotation, molecular function: RNA polymerase II cis-regulatory region sequence-specific DNA binding; DNA-binding transcription factor activity, RNA polymerase II-specific. The record is from RefSeq and is a predicted model, not a curated record. The transcript is spliced from 7 exons. Bases 288 to 5735 code for a protein of 1815 amino acids. Lineage: Eukaryota; Metazoa; Chordata; Actinopteri; Cichliformes; Cichlidae.